CGACAGCAGCUCCUCUCAACGUCUUCACACAACAGAGGCUUCAACGUCUUCACGGCGGCUGGUGGUGGCUGCAUCUUCUUCUUCCAAGGCUUCAUCACCCAGAGACACUUUGCUUGAGAUGAUAAAAAUGAAGGCUGGGAACUUCUGGUUCUUUCUUCUAUGUUUAUGUGUUGUCUCUUUUACUGCGAUUUCUGUGGGUCCACCAACUUGUCCUGCAGAUAUUGGUAGUGAAUGUGGCGUUGGUACGGGUGAAUGGAAAGGGGAAUUCUUUUCUGGCAUUCCCAAGAUUAAGUAUGAGGUAAAAGCCAUCUUGGAAAAUGAAAACAUGAGAUGCAUGUUAGAUAAAUUGCUUCAUCGACAUUCAAUGUUUUUUAUUUAA
Ilex paraguariensis (yerba mate) is the source of this 379-nucleotide messenger RNA. Lineage: Eukaryota; Viridiplantae; Streptophyta; Magnoliopsida; Aquifoliales; Aquifoliaceae. The record is from the annotation of a GenBank genome assembly.